This is a messenger RNA of Vicia faba (fava bean), 2892 nucleotides long. NCBI's taxonomy places the organism in Eukaryota, Viridiplantae, Streptophyta, Magnoliopsida, Fabales, Fabaceae. The record is from the annotation of a GenBank genome assembly.
AUGUUGCGAAGAGCUGCAACCAAUGCAUAUUCAUGGUGGUGGGCUAGCCACAUUAGAACCAAACAAUCGAAAUGGCUCGAACAAAGUCUCCAAGAUAUGGAGGAGAUAGUAGCUGAAACGCUCAAAAUCAUCGAUGAUAGUGGCGACUCAUUUGCCCAAAGGGCUGAAAUGUACUACAGAAAAAGACCAGAACUGAUAAAUUUUGUGGGAGAAGCCUUUAGAGCAUAUAGAGCAUUAGCCGAGAAAUAUGAUCAUCUGUCAAAGGAACUUCAAAGCGCGAAUCGCACAAUUGCCACCGUCUUCCCGGAACAAGUCCAUUACAGAAUAGACGAAGAAGAAUUCGAGGACGCGGAAUGUGGUUUCCAUGGAACCAAUUUAUCGUCUGCUGACAUUAAUAACCAAACAGAAAAACAAUGUAACAUUCCUAAACCUCCGAGUAUCCCGAAGAAGGUUUUUCGAAGUCCAUCUAUGUUGCUCUCAAGAAAAGGAACAACUAAAAAGAAUUUAAGUCCUGCAAAAUCUGUUUCAAAUUUAGCGGUUCAAUGUUCAGGUUUGAGCGAGGUUGAAGCAUUAGCCGAAGUAGACAAGCUUCAGAAAGAUAUUUUGGCUUUGCAGACUGAGAAAGAGUUUGUAAGGAGUUCAUAUGAACAUUCCUACGGAAAGUAUUGGGAAAUCGAAGACAAAAUUACCGGAAUGCAAAAAAGAGUUUAUGCCUUGCAAGACGAAUUCAGCAUUAGUACUGUCAUUGAAGAUAACGAUGCUAGAGCUUUAAUGGCCGCCACAGCUUUAAAUUCAUGUAAAGAAACUCUUAGUAAGUUGAAAGAAGUACGAUCACAAUCAUCAGAAGAAGCUAGAGAAACAUACAAAAAAGUUAAGGAAGCUCAUUACAAAUUUGAAAACCUUAGAGGUAACUUCAUUUCCAAGCAAACAAAUCAGCAAGACGAUGAAACAGAUUCAAAAAGCAAAGAUGAAGAAGAGAUAGCACUUAGCUUGGAAGAAGAUACACUUGAGCAUGAUAUAGGGAUGUUGCAAGAACGGAUUAAGGAAAAGCUCGAGGAAGAUUCAGGAAACUCGUUUACGAUGAUUGCAAAGAUGAUUGAUGAGCUUGUAAGUAAAGUAGUGAGUUUGGAAACAAAAGUUACUUCUCAUAAUGGAUUGGUAAAGAGAUUGAUAUCAGAAGCAGAUGAACUUCAAACAAAUAUACAAAGCUUAGAAGAGGAUAAGGAAGUGCUUAUGGAAGAUUCGGAAAACAGUAACAUGAGGAUGAAAGAAUUGGAAGAUGAACUGAAGAGAGUUAAAACUCUCAACCAAAGUGUCAAAAGCCAAGAUAAGAAUCUCCAAACACAUUUUCAUGAAGCUAACUUUAAUCUCGAGCAUCUUUCAGGAAGAUUGAAAAAUGUGAAGCUAGACGAGGAAGACGACAAUUUGGUACUUAACAAGAACACAAGUUUUUCAGAUGGGAAACUAAGUGAGGAUUCCGAAAAGCAUGUAGAUGAACUUUUUAGUGAUAAUUUAGAAAUCAUGAAUGAUCAUGUCGAGACAACAAAUGAGGAUAAGGAAGAUCAUGAUGCAAAUAUUGAUGAAGUCGUAAACGAAGAUGAUAAGACUGAAGGGAUGUCGGAGCUAACACAGCAGGAUAAGGAUGAUUUGUCUGAGACGACGAGUAAAGUUGAAGUCGAACCACUUGAUUUAGAACCUGUGGAGGAAAAAGAUCGAACUAGCUUGAAUCAGAUGCUUGUAAAUGGAUCAGGUGUCAGAGAAAAGAUUAUGUUGGAAGAGUACACGUCAGUUUUGAAGAACUAUAACGAUGUAUCGGACAAGCUCAACAACGUGGAAAACAAAAAUCGGAACAGCAUUUUCGAAUUGGCACUUCAGGUGAGGGAAUUGAAGAACGUAGUUGCCACUAAGGAUGAAGAGAUACACAUUUUAAAUAAGAAGCUGACAUCUUCAGAGCCAGAUGAAAGUCCUCGCGUCACUCUCUCCGAAGAAGCGCCUCUUGAAAACGCGGAUCAAGGAGAUAACACACAGGGUCCCGAAACUCUAUCUUCAGAAAUAGCUAGCACUUCUACUGAAGAUCAACCGCAACCUGUUGAAAACACGGGACACUUCGACGUGUCAUCUAUUGGAAAAACAAGAUUAAUUGUGGUUCGAGAAAAACAGAUUGACAAGCCACAUUCUCUUUCACCUUUAGAAAGGAAACUCCGUUUGGAAAUCGAUGAUUUACUCGAGGAGAAUUUAGAGUUUUGGUUAAGGUUCAGCACUUCGGUUCAUCAGGUUCAACAGUUCCAAAAAUCUUUACUAGACUUAAAAGCAGAACUAAGAAAAGCAAAGCAUAAUAACCUUUUUUCAGAAAACAAGAUAUCAUCAAAAGUUAUACAAUCAGAAAUAAAACCAAUAUUUAUGCAUUUGAGAGAAAUACGGACCGAGUUAUCACUAUGGUUAGAUCACAAUGAAGUGUUGCAGGAUGAUUUACAAGCUAGACAUCCAUCGUUGUGCAGCUUACAAGAUGAAAUAGCAAGUGCAGCGAAUCCAGAUACAUCCUUGAAGAGAGUUGAACUCAGCGAGUAUCAAGCUGCAAAGUUUCAAGGCGAAGUUCUCAACGUGAAACAAGAGAGCAACAAGGUUUCUAGUGAACUACAAGAAGGUUUGAGCUAUGUAACAGGACUAAAAAUCGAAGUCGAGAAAAUACUCGAAGAAUUGAGUCAAAUAAUGGGAGUUAACAACCCUGAUCACAUAAAACAUUCAUCAUCGAGUCGCACUAGAUUACCUUUGAAGUCUUUCUUAUUUGGAAUCAAGUUGAAGAAACAAAAACAAUCAAUGUUUUCAUGUGUUAAUCCAACAUUGCAGAAACAAUACAGUGAUCUUACAGCAGCUAAUGAUGCACCAAUAUAG